Durio zibethinus is the source of this 2485-nucleotide messenger RNA. RefSeq names its product putative protein phosphatase 2C 27. Gene Ontology annotation, biological process: protein dephosphorylation. Lineage: Eukaryota; Viridiplantae; Streptophyta; Magnoliopsida; Malvales; Malvaceae. The record is from RefSeq and is a predicted model, not a curated record. Gene Ontology annotation, molecular function: protein serine/threonine phosphatase activity; cation binding.
AAAAAGGAAAGAAAGGGAAAAAGGCAAAGCACAAAGAAUCAUCAUAUUUACCCUCUGCGAGAGUUUCUCUGCUUUUCUUCACAGCUUUCUUCAAAUCGUUGGAGCUUUGUUGUUGUGUAAUCUUCUGCUUCAUUCCUUGUCUUUCUUUUUUUUUUUUUACCUUGAAUGAAUAUUCUGAUGUUGUUGUAGUAGUUGUUUCGUCGAUUUGGUGGGAAUUUUUGGAGUUAUGAUCUGGGUUUAUUUUUGGAGAAAUUUUGGCAACUGCUUCAAGUUAUUAUAAAAAAAAAAAAAAUCCAAUUUUUAGAUGGUUUGCUGGAUAGCUUGAAAAAAGUAAUUGAGGGCUUACUCAUCAUAUAAAGUUUGAAUUUUUUAUGCUAUUUGGGUAAGAGUAGUUUGAUCUGGGAGUUGACUAUGUUUGUUGAAUGUUUUAGAAUUAUUGCUGCUUCCCACAACGAAUUGAUUUUCUCAUAUUUUUGAAUUGUUGUCAAGGAACUCUGAUGCGCAAAAUAUAAGAUUCCUUCACUUCGGAAUUUCUUACCUUAUUUGAUUGCUUGGGUGGUUUUGAUUAGUUAUUUUUUUUAUCCGUGGACCUUUGUUUUUGUGUGAAGAAAUUUAAGAUUGGCUAUUUUUGAAUCUUCAAGCUUUGUUUGGAACAUUUCUGGGAAGUUGCUAUAGGAAUUGGUUGUUUUGGAAUCUUUUGAGAAGUUGCUCCAAGAAUUUUAGAGAACGGAUGGUUUUCUUAUAACUUGAAAGGUUUUUUCAAGGUCUUUGAUUAAUGGUUGGGAAAGGAGUAUGACUGCGGGUAUGGAUUUUUCACCUCCAUUUGCAAUCAUAGAAGGUGGUUACACUAAGGAUAAUGUAUCAAACAUGGAAAAUGAAAAUUUGGAUAAUGUAAAACAAGUCGCUCUUGGGAAACCUCCGCGCAACCUCUCAGUUAUGCACCAUUGUGUGAGUUCAGCGAGGCUGAUUGCUGAGGCUAAUUUGGAAUUGGAUGUUGGUAUUGUAGUCCAUAAGUCAUCUUCUGAUGAAAAACCCAAGUUUUUGCCCAUGCUGAGAUCAGGAAGCUGUGCUGAAAUAGGACCCAAACAGCAUAUGGAGGAUGAACACAUUUGCAUAGAUGAUCUUAUUGGACAUUUGGGGACAACUGCAGAGUUUCCUUCUCCAGGAGCUUUCUACGGGGUAUGCAUAUAUGGCCUGCCCAGGGUGGUUAAUAAGAGGUUGAUAAUUGCAAAUGCUGGGGAUUGUCGAGCUGUGCUGGGAAGGCGAGGUCGAGCAAUUGAAAUGUCCAAGGACCACAAACCUAAUUGCACAUCUGAAAGAUUGAGAAUUGAGAAACUUGGCGGAGUCAUUUAUGAUGGCUACCUCAAUGGUCAGUUAUCUGUGGCACGUGCACUUGGAGACUGGCACAUGAAAUGGCCAAAAGGAUCUGCAUGUCCUUUAAGUGCAGAGCCAGAGCUGCAGGAGGCAGACCUGAGUGAGGAGGAUGAAUUCUUGAUAAUGGGAUGUGAUGGGUUGUGGGAUGUUAUGAGCAGCCAGUGUGCUGUGACUAUGGCAAGGAAAGAGCUGAUGCUUCAUAAUGAUCCUGAAAGAUGCUCAAGAGAGCUUGUCAGGGAGGCACUGAAGCGCAACACUUGUGAUAAUUUAACAGUUAUCGUGGUUUGUUUCUCUAAUGAUCCUCCUCCUCGAAUAGAAAUACCACAAUCCCGUGUUCGGAGGAGCAUAUCAGCAGAAGGGCUAAAUUUACUAAAGGGUGUGCUGGAUUGUAACUGAUGAAACAGAGGAUGGUUGAAAGAGGUUGUGCAUAAAAUUUUCCUCCCAAGUAGCUGCCGCUGUCCCUUUCACAAUGGCUGACAUUCAUCCUCAUUCAGGGACAUCCUUAUCGAGUAAAAUAUGAUUCUUUAUUGAGUUUUUUAUAUCCUGUACAUCUGAGAUAACUCAUGUUGUACCGAUUGGCAGGAUUCAUUGUUCAACCCGUCUUUCUUUCUUCAUCUGCUUACUCCUGUGUAAAUAUAUUGAAUCUUGAGAGACUCGUUGUAGCACUCUUCACUAAAUCAAAUAAUUGCUAUCAUUGAUCAUGCGGAUACAUUAUUAGUUAGUUUUGUACGGGCACCCUUCCCAGUCUCGGAAUGGAAGACUUUCCAUAAGAACUAGCCACAUGCAAAUCUGAUUUGUCAAAGAAUUCAUGAAUCCAGCAAAUGCCAUGAUGCAGGCAGUUGUUGAGUGUGUUUUGUUUUUUUUCACGAGUUAAAAAUCGGGUGUGUCUUCCCUUGGUGUGAGAGUCUCAUUACUUUGGCCUUUGGGAAUCAAAGAAUUUUACGUGGGACCGUCAUGAUUGUUAUGGUGUCGAAAGGCUUGGUAUAUUUUUUGAGCACUUGGUAGAAGCAAUAACAGCAUUGCUGUUUGCCUUUUUCCACUGGAUAUCAAUCCAGUAACAACAACACCUUAAAGAACCAUUUAAGCUUUCGUUUCAAACCAUGCAAGAAAC